Messenger RNA from Drosophila kikkawai, 1554 nucleotides. RefSeq names its product WD repeat-containing protein 82. Lineage: Eukaryota; Metazoa; Arthropoda; Insecta; Diptera; Drosophilidae. The record is from RefSeq and is a predicted model, not a curated record. Gene Ontology annotation, molecular function: protein binding; chromatin binding. Gene Ontology annotation, cellular component: Set1C/COMPASS complex.
UUUGACCAGGUGAAUUUUUUGCCAAUCGAGUCCAGAGCGUUCUGUGAGAUGUCUAUAAAGCUAACCGACAAUGCCAUGUGCCAGUUUCGCGUUGCCAAGGUGUUCCAGGAGGCGGAAGAGCAAACCAUUUCCCUGGACUUCUCGCGCGACGGACGACGUCUUCUCACCUGCUACCCCACCAAGAUGACCAUCUACAACUGUGCCCGCCAAGCAACGCUCUGUCAGGUCAACCUCCAACACUACAGGCCGGAGGUGGCCUGUUUCGCCCAGCAGGACACUCGUGCUCUGCACUCUGCCUCAAAGUACGAUUGCGCCAUCCGAUGCCUGGAUCUCGAGACCGGCCAUUGCGUCCGCCUCUUUAAUGCCCAUUCAAGGUCUGCCCAUAUUCUGGUUUCUCAGCCGGGAAGCCAGAACAUCUUCCUCAGCGCCGGUCGCGAUGACCAGAUCUUUGUAUGGGACUUCCGGUCCUCCUCGUACAUUCACCACCUGAAGGAGCUGCAUAGACCGUUGUGCGCCUUUGAUCCGGCAGGACUCGUGUUUGCCACGAGCUCGGGUACGGAGCGGAUCGAGAUCCACGAUGUGCGGAUGCUGGGAGAAGAGCCGUGCCAAAAGUUCGACUACCAGUUCAGUGCCAGCGCGAAGUGGACACAACUGCAGUUCUCGCCGGAUGGAAAGAGCCUCCUCUUAUGCACCGAUCACUCCUGGUGCUUCAGCGUCAAUGCCUUUGACGGGAAGUACAUGCAGUCAUUUACGGGCUUUGGCAACGAUAAGAGGCAGUUCCUAGAGGCCACCUACUCACCGGACUCCCAGUUCGUGCUUUCCGGCGCUGACGCGGGCAGGGUUCAUAUCUGGCGAGCGGACAACGGCAAUCCGGUGGCCGUACUCAAGGGCAACAAUGUGGGAGCGGUUCGAUGUCUGCGUUUCAAUCCCCAGCUUACCAUGUUCGUGAGCAGCGACCAGCUGCUUGUCUUCUGGAUGCCCAUGGCCCAAGGGAAGUACGAAUGGGUGGAUCGUCUCAAACCAGGAGAAACCACUGUCUGGAAGGACGAAGACCAUUCCGGAUUCCACCCCAAAAAAGUGCCUCAACCUAAAUGUAUGCCCAAGCCGAUGGUGGACCUGCAGCAGUUACAUAGGGCGCUCCGCUCCAGUAGUUGGGGAACGAAACCCAAGAGACCCCGGCCCGAAGAAACCUCUGUUGAUCUCACUAAGGACCAGGGUAGUGAGAGUUCGGUGGAAGAGGGCGAAAUAUCAGAUUAAGGACCCGCAGAAGCCGGGGCACUUGGCCAACUCCCCUUAUGCCGGCUGGGAGAGGACUUGCAACCAAUCGUCCCUCUGCUUUCCAGACACAAAUUGUUAAGUUCUGCCAGCAAAUUGCACAGCUGGCUGCCCACCGAGUUGCGAAAGUUCGCCCUUUUGGCCAAGUUCUCUCCUCUGUAUGUUAUGUGCGCUUGAAGCACUGACAAGCGUUUCAUUUAUAGUAGUUUCUGUGGCCAUAGAAAGAAUUCCCUCUCUUUUAAUAUUAAUGAAAUCUUUUGGCCCGAAAAGCCCCAAAUA